Closterium sp. NIES-67 is the source of this 2858-nucleotide messenger RNA. Lineage: Eukaryota; Viridiplantae; Streptophyta; Zygnematophyceae; Desmidiales; Closteriaceae. The record is from the annotation of a GenBank genome assembly.
GAGCGGGGGGAUGAGCGGGAUGAUGGGGGUCGGUUAUGAUGAGAGUGGCCUGAUGGGAGGUGCGGAUUAUUCGGGCAUGAUGGACGCAGGGCAGAUGGGCAUGAUGGGAAGCAACAUGGCAGGGCCGAGAGGGCAUGGCGCAGCAGGUCCCACAUUCGCGGACUCGCCCUUCUUUGCGCGCCUCUGUCGCACGCGCCCCUCCCCAUCGCCGCUCUCCCCUCUCGCCCGCCGUCGCACCACAUCCCUUAACGCCGCUUUCGGCUCUCAACUCGCGGCGGCUGCAGCCGCCCACACCGCCGCUGCAGGCGCAGGGGGGGGGGCAGGCGGAGCGGGGGGAAUGGGGCAGGCAUGGGGAAUGAUCGCGGAAGGGGAAGGGGGCCUGGAUGGGGGAGGGGACCUCUCCCCCACACGCGCUGCUGCUCUUGCCCAUGCUGCUGCGGCUGCUGCAGCCGCUGCUGCAGCAGCAGGGACAGGUCCAGGGGCAGGGAUGGGGGUAGGAGGAGGAGGAGGAGGCGUGGGAGGGGGCAUGGGAGGCAUGGGAGGCAUGGGAGGCAUGGGAGUAGGUGGGGUCCCGGGGUAUAAUCUAAAUGUGCUUGGUAUGAAUGCGCGUGAAUUAGCCAACACGCUAGCUCGCACGUCCAGCGCGCCCCCUCUGGGCAAUCUAACCGAGCUGGAGCAGAUGUGCCUGGCUGUGGAGGCAUCCGCGCAAGGAAACCCUAACGCCGCCGCUGCAGCCCUUGCUGCAGCCAGCGCGGCCAGCAUGGGCAGUAACUCCGCGGCUGCUGCUGCUGCCGCUGCUGUUGCUGCUGCUGCCCCACCUGGAGGGGGAUCGGGAUCAGGCCAUCUGUCCGCCGCAGCCACGUCAGCAGCCAUCGCAGCCUUGGCAGGGGGCAAGGGCGCAGCAGCACAGCUAUUGCAAGGCUACCCCCCCUGGGGGGUGGGGGGCGGGCCAGGCGGAAUGGCGGGGCUAGCAGGCGGCGCAGGGGGGCGCAUGGGGCUGGGCGCACAGGUGUCGUCACUGCAGCGGACGUCCAGCGGGGGGAGAGAGGUGGACAGGCGGGCUAUGCUGUGGAAAGCACUGGGGGGAGGGGGAGGGGGGGCGAGUGCGACGAGUGGCGGCCAGUCGAGCAGUGGGGCGAGUUCGUUGGUGAGCGUGGGGGAGGAGAACAGCGCUGGGGGACAGUUGGAGCAGCAGCAGCAGCACCAACAGCAGCAGCAGCAGCAUAGGAAGAAGAUUGGGGGGCCAGCGCUGCAUAAUCAGCUGUCGAGAACGAGCAGCUGCCCGCCCUUGAAGCAAGGCCAAGGCCUCGCUGCUGCCAUGGCCGAGAUACCCGGGGAGGCGGACAUGCUGCAGGCGCUGCUGAACCGCAAGAGGCGCCGCCUGCCCGCCACUGCAUCCGAUGUCAUGGCGCACAUGGGGCAGGAGAGGGAGGUGGUGCAUGUACGGGCGAGGAGGGGGCAAGCAACGGACAGCCACAGCAUUGCAGAGAGGAUGCGGAGAGAGAAGAUCAGCGAUCGCAUGAAGGUGCUGCAGGCCCUUGUCCCCAGCUGUGCCAAGGUGACUGGCAAGGCCAUGAUGCUGGACGAGAUCAUCAACUACGUGCGCUCGCUGCAGCUACAGGUCGAGCUGCUGUCUAGCAAGCUCGCAGCAAUGGAUUAUGGCAACCUCGCCUCCCUUGGCGACCCCUCUGCGUUUGAGGACAUGCCUGAUGAGGAAGCGGAGGCAGCAGCAGCAGCGGCAGCAGCCACCGCCAUUGCAGCAGCAGCACUGGCGGCAGGGGGAGCAGGCGGGGGCGCAUUGGGAGGAGGCAGGCGGCUGGAGGGCGCGCGGGGGAGUGGGGAGAUGUCAAGCGCAGGGGGGAACGGGGCUGGAUGGAAGGAUGAAGGGCUGAUGAAAGCAGGGGGUGGAGAAGGCGCAGGAGGAGCGGGGGGAGGGGAUGGGAGUGAGGCGGGAGCAGGAGUGGGGAAGGACGCCUCUAGUGGUAACCAUGACUUGCUGGCUCAGUAUUUCCGUCAGCAGGGGCCCAAGGAAGGGCAGACGGGGAGUGGAGGGAGCGGAGCCGCUGCUGCUGGUGCUGCUGUUUCAGGCGGCAGCCAUGGCGGAGGGGGUGGAGGAGGAGAGGGUAGAGCAGAUGCAGGGGGAGAGCACAAGGGGGGUUGGAAUAAUGUGAAGGAAGAGGUGGUUAUGGAAGGGGGGUCGGUGAAUGUGGAGGGUAGGGUGAGGGGGGGAGCAGAGGGAGCGGAAGGGCAGGAGGUGAUGGGCCCGCUGGGGGUGGCGGCCCAGUUCGAAGGGCUGGAUGAGGACGGGGAGAUGCUAAUGGAUAUGCUCUUAGCGAGGAUGAGUGGUGGUCUGCAGGAUCUUUCGCUGCAGGUGUCGCUUUCCAACUCCCUGGCUGCAGCUGCUGCUGCCAAUGCCACUGCUGCCACUGCUGGGACUGCUGGGACUGCUCCUGCUGCUUCUGCAGCAGCAGCAGCGGCAGCAGCAGGCGAAGCAGGAUUGCCAGAGUCCAAUCAGAACGCGGAUGGCACAUCAGCUGAUUGAUGACCAUUCGACCACAACGCACAUCACUGGCCCAGCACCCCAAGCCAUCUCCCCUUCGCUUGGUCUUGGCUGACCCUCUCUAGCCCCCACAUGAUGAGGGGCUUGACUUGACGGCUAUCUAGCUACAGAGGCCUCACCACCUGGAGAUAUUUUUCUUUAUUUAUGAACAUGACUGACAGGUCGCAUAUCUAUUGCGCUUCUAUCAUUUUCGAUUAUGUGUUGACUGGUACGUAGCGAUUAUUAGGGAUCCUGCAGCUGAGGCUGCCGUAGCGAUUAUUUGGCUAUGAUAGUUUUUUUAUUCAUAUUUAUUUUGGCA